UGGGCGCUGUCGCGGUCCGCGGUGCAGCGACCCUCGGCCGGGAUGGCGGCGGCAGUGGCAGUGGUGGCGCGCGGCGCGUGGGGCGGGCGGCGCGUGGCGCUGAGGCUGCCGAGGAGAGUCGGUGCCCCCUGGGUCACUUCAGCCGCUGCCUCCUCCUCCUCGGUGCCAACAACUAAACUCUUCAUUGACGGGAAGUUUGUUGAGUCCAAAACUACUGAAUGGAUUGAUAUCCAUAACCCGGCCACAAAUGAAGUAGUUGGCCGUGUACCAAAAGCCACAGCCAGUGAGAUGGAGGCAGCUGUGGCUUCUUGCAAAAAGGCUUUUUGGAACUGGUCAGAAACAUCUGUUUUGAGUCGCCAACAAAUCUUCCUGCGUUACCAACAACUCAUCAAAGAAAAUCUGAAAGAAAUUUCAAAACUCAUCACCUUUGAGCAAGGAAAGACCUUGGCUGAUGCUGAAGGAGAUGUGUUCCGAGGCCUCCAGGUGGUUGAACAUGCUUGCAGUGUGACAUCCCUCAUACUGGGAGAGACCAUGCCCUCCAUCACUAAAGACAUGGACACUUAUACCUACCGUCUGCCUCUCGGUGUGUGUGCUGGCAUUGCACCAUUCAACUUCCCAGCCAUGAUUCCUCUGUGGAUGUUCCCCAUGGCUAUGGUUUGCGGAAACACCUUCUUGAUGAAACCAUCUGAGCGUGUACCAGGAGCACUCAUGUUCCUUGCUAAGCUGUUUCAGGAUGCUGGUGCACCUGAUGGGACCCUAAAUAUCAUCCAUGGACAGCAUGAAGCUGUGAAUUUCAUUUGUGACCACCCGGAUAUCAGAGCAAUCAGCUUUGUGGGAUCUAAUCAGGCUGGCGAGUACAUCUAUGAGAGAGGAUCCCGGAAUGGCAAGAGAGUCCAGGCCAACAUGGGAGCCAAGAACCACGGUGUGGUGAUGCCUGAUGCCAAUAAAGAGAACACCUUGAACCAGCUGGUUGGAGCUGCUUUUGGAGCAGCUGGCCAACGCUGCAUGGCCCUGUCUACAGCAAUUCUAGUGGGAGAAGCUCAGAAAUGGCUGCCAGAGCUUGUGGACAGAGCCAAAAAUCUACGUGUAAAUGCAGGAGACCAGCCUGGAGCAGAUCUCGGGCCUCUAAUCAGUCCCCAGGCUAAGGAACGGGUUUGCCAUCUGAUUGAGAAAGGAGUAAAAGAAGGUGCCAGGCUUCUUCUGGAUGGACGCAAUAUCAAAGUGAAGGGCUAUGAAAAUGGCAAUUUUGUUGGACCAACAAUCCUUGCCAAUGUCAGGCCAAACAUGACUUGCUAUAAAGAGGAAAUCUUUGGGCCUGUCUUAGUGGUUCUGGAAGCAGACACUUUGGAUGAUGCCAUUGAGAUGGUGAACAAUAACCCCUAUGGAAAUGGAACUGCAAUCUUCACCACCAAUGGAGCCACAGCUCGGAAAUAUUCACACUUAGUAGAUGUGGGUCAGGUGGGUGUCAACGUUCCAAUUCCAGUACCUCUGCCCAUGUUUUCUUUCACUGGCUCUCGUGCUUCCUUCAGAGGAGACACCAAUUUCUAUGGCAAGCAGGGAGUGCAGUUCUACACACAGAUGAAAACUAUCAUUUCUCAAUGGAAAGAGGAAGAUGCCACCGUUACCAAGCCUGCCGUGGUUAUGCCAACUAUGGGCAACUGAAUCAGCCUUUACAAAUGCUGGGUUUGGUAUCCUUCUCCUUCUGUGCUGCACUUUACAGUUUUGUCUGGACUAUCAUUUUCUUAGAAAUUAAUAAAAAGCUCCACUUUCUCAAUGUCUUCUGUGUCUGUGCAGAUCAGGCAGGCUUAUGUAACACACAGUCAUCUUGAGUUUUCUGUUACUGUCUUUUUUUUUGGCUAGCAGAACUCAAUUUCUUUUUCUAUAACCUAGGACAGGGGAAACAACUUUAUCUAACUGAAAGGGCAGACAGUGAGAUUGGUCUUAACUUGUGUUUCUUUCCAUACCCUCUGAACUUGAACAUUACUCUGAUUUCUACAAUGUCUUUAGCCUUAGUGACUCACUCCUGGCUACAUCUGGUAGCAGUUUUAUUUACCUCUUUAUCUUACAUGCUAAGAUUUUGAGUUCACCUUACUCAAAGAUGACUACUCACUUUGAGUGACAUAACUAGGACACUUUCGUUGUCUCAUAGAAGUGACUUUACCUACAAGGAAGCCGGCAAAUUUGGGAGUUGAAGAUGUCAGUCUUUCAUCUGUUGAGCUGUUUCCAAAACACUUGGAGAGUAGCUUCCAAGAAUUUUUCAGGAAAGUGUGUUUGAUUGCUUGUCUGAUAAUGAAAGAAAUUCCUAUAUCGUAAAGUGACCUUCAGUCUGCCUCUGAAAACUUCUGGGUUUUUUGUGCAUUUGGCUUCUAUUCUCCGGUUCAAUGUCGGUUUUGUCAUAUGUAGAAGUUAUUUGGUGCCUUUUUACUCUGCUAAUAGAUGUGCCUACAGUUAUAUUGUAACACAAUAAAACUGAAAGCAGAAACAUAAGCAUGUACAUAUGUAUCUUCUUGUCACAGCAUCAUGUGGGUCUGGGUGAACAAAAGAGUAAGUAGAGAGGUCAGCAGGGGGAAAGAACAUGGUUUUUAAUCACAAAGCAGAUAGGCCUGUUCUGUUCGUUUCUUUCCCUGACCAUAGCAGUACUUUUUGUGUUGAUUAACUGACUCCUUGUCACAUUUGUCCAAACACACAGUCACAUUCUGUAGGGACUGCAAGUCCCAUUAUGGGAGUAGGAGGAGAUUUGGUGUACCCAUUUUUAAAAAUCUGCAUUUGGAGCCGAAGAGCUUGCACUUUUAUUCCUGUUUCUUGGAAGAUGAUGCAGCCAUGAAGGAUCUGCAGGGAACUCAUUCAAGCACCUAUGGAAAAUAAUAUUAUUCUAAUAAUUGUAACCAUUACUUGUUCUAAUUAAAUAGCCUAAAUGUGAACACUUUGUAUCCUGCCUUCUGAUAAAGAGACCAUGUAACUGACAGUUAUGUAUUAGUGCAAUCACUGUGCAUUCACUAAUGUUUGUGUCUUUUUUUUUUUUCCCUGUGCUGGAAAUUCUCACCUUGCAAUUUGAUUAUGAAUUAAAAACAUGUUAAUACA
Molecule: messenger RNA, 3081 nt
Organism: Calypte anna (Anna's hummingbird)
Lineage: Eukaryota; Metazoa; Chordata; Aves; Apodiformes; Trochilidae
Gene: ALDH6A1
Product: aldehyde dehydrogenase 6 family member A1
Exons: 12
Coding region: 43-1662 (539 amino acids)
Biological process (GO): L-valine catabolic process; thymine catabolic process
Cellular component (GO): mitochondrion
Molecular function (GO): methylmalonate-semialdehyde dehydrogenase (acylating, NAD+) activity; malonate-semialdehyde dehydrogenase (acetylating, [NAD(P)+]) activity
Source: RefSeq, a predicted model, not a curated record